This is a messenger RNA of Zasmidium cellare ATCC 36951, 558 nucleotides long. RefSeq lists its product as uncharacterized. Gene Ontology annotation, cellular component: nucleus. Gene Ontology annotation, molecular function: protein tyrosine/serine/threonine phosphatase activity. NCBI's taxonomy places the organism in Eukaryota, Fungi, Ascomycota, Dothideomycetes, Mycosphaerellales, Mycosphaerellaceae. Gene Ontology annotation, biological process: protein dephosphorylation. The record is from RefSeq and is a predicted model, not a curated record. The coding region runs from base 1 to 558 and encodes 185 amino acids. The transcript is spliced from 2 exons.
AUGGGAUGGGUCGAUAAAGUGCCUCGUGCGGGCAAUUUGUACAUCGGUGGAUUACAUGCGCUUUAUCAGAGACAAGACUUGUUCAGAGAGUACCGAAUAAGCCAUAUCAUUUCGGCCUUGGAUUUCGAUCUCUACGAAGCCGGACAUUUCAAGGAGUACACUCAUAUCCAGGUCAAGCUCGACGAUGACCCCAACGAGAACUUCUUUGCCCAUACGAACCACUUCAGAGAUACGAACGACUUCAUUGAAUCAGCUUUGAGCAAUGGCGGAGCAGUGUUCGUGCAUUGUGCAAUGGGCAAGUCGCGUUCGGCAACCAUCGUCAUAGCCUACCUGAUGUGGAAGUAUCGCAUUUCACCCGUGGAGGCUCUUGCGCAAUUAAAUGAAGGCAGACCUGUGUGUGAGCCAAAUCCUGGAUUCCAGGAACAGCUAGAAGUCUACCAUGAGAUGCUCAGAUCCGGGUCUGAUGCCGGCGCCAAGCUUGUCUACGAGCAAUGGCUGAAGACACGGUACACUGGCGACUGGUACAGCGAGCGACGACGGCAGAUCUCGAAACUGUAG